Molecule: messenger RNA, 910 nt
Organism: Pisolithus orientalis
Lineage: Eukaryota; Fungi; Basidiomycota; Agaricomycetes; Boletales; Pisolithaceae
Product: SAC3/GANP/Nin1/mts3/eIF-3 p25 family-domain-containing protein
Exons: 6
Coding region: 75-872 (265 amino acids)
Biological process (GO): proteasome-mediated ubiquitin-dependent protein catabolic process
Cellular component (GO): proteasome regulatory particle; proteasome regulatory particle, lid subcomplex; nucleus
Source: RefSeq, a predicted model, not a curated record
CUGACGCGUCUCACCCAGCUGGCGCGUACACGCGUUUAUAGUUUGACAGUGACUUGCUCGUUAGCAUUUCUCGAAUGGUUUCUAGACAGCUUCAAACUCUCUACAGAGACUUGCAGCGUGCAUUCGACGCACGGCCGGCCGAUCUGAAAAAAUGUGGUGUUCUGCUUGCACAGCUCAAGAUCGGCUUGAUAGAGUCCGGAUUACUUCUACCCAAUGGUGAGGCUAGCCUGAACGAUAUGGUUAUUGCACGCGACAUUCUCGAAAUCGGUGCAUUCUGGAGUAUACGAGCAAAGGACGUGCCUUCAUUUGACAGAUACUUCUCCCAGCUCCACACUUUCUACACAGACUAUAGGUCGAGCCUUCCGCCAUCCAAGCGCGAGUUUCCCCUCCGGGGCCUCAAUCUCAUCCGUCUACUCACUCAGAAUAGGAUAGCUGACUUCCACACUACCCUCGAGUCUCUUCCACUUGCUGCCGACGAAAUCAGCCUGAAUCCUUACAUCCGACAUCCGGUCAACCUCGAACGGUGGCUUAUGGAGGGAAGUUAUAGCAAGGUUUGGAACGCCCGGGAGGAGGCUCCUGCAGAAGAAUACAAGUUCUUCGUGGACAGCUUGAUGGGGACCAUAAGGAAUGAAAUUGCAAGCUGUGAAGAGGUAGCUUACGACAGUCUUCCAAUCAAGGAUGUCGCCACGUUGCUGUUCUUUUCUUCGCAAUCUGAACUGCUUAAAUAUGCUCAAGAGCGGGGAUGGCAAGUAGAUUUGAGUGCCGGUCUCAUCAGGUUUGCGCAGAAGAACGACGAACAGAUGGAAAUUCCUAAGCAGAAACUCAUCGAAGCAAAUCUUGCUUACGCCCGUGAGCUCGAGCAGAUAGUGUAAACGAGUUCCAGUGUACAAGUACCCCGUUUAAGGAGUGG